Messenger RNA from Eufriesea mexicana, 2858 nucleotides. RefSeq lists its product as uncharacterized. The coding region runs from base 375 to 2723 and encodes 782 amino acids. NCBI's taxonomy places the organism in Eukaryota, Metazoa, Arthropoda, Insecta, Hymenoptera, Apidae. The transcript is spliced from 7 exons. The record is from RefSeq and is a predicted model, not a curated record.
ACUGGCAACGUGUACCACAUUCAAAUCUGGACAGAACCCGGUCGGCCUCUCGGUUCACCUCCGCACAAAACAGCAGAAAACGCGGGCCGCGAGAGAAUUGCGUGUAUGUUUAGAACGGACAAUCAACAACUGUUGUAUGCGAUUAGUUUAGGAUUGUUUGUGCAUAUCGUCGUGUGCCUCCAUUAUCAAGUACAAGCGCGAAAUAGAUUUGCAACGCAAAGAGCAUUUCGCGGCGCCCUCGUGCGACGACCCUUUCGCUUUUCCCCCGUAAGUGUGAAUUUUGCGCGCGCGCACACACAGUUUAAUGUAAAUGUCACGGGAACGUAGGGGUAGCGUGACCGUGUGGCGGAAGUGUUGUUUCGUGUUGUGGAAUUAUGUGCAUGGACAUUCAGGUUAACGAGAAGAAGGAGAAGAUGAGCGACAGGAGUGUCGACGAAGACGUACAAAUCGUCGAAGCCCGAGUCAACAGAGGUUUUGAUAAAGUUGUCGUGAAGCAAGAACUUCCCGAUGAAGCGGAAAUCCGAGAAUUGGCUGCCAAAAUGGUGGAAGCAAACAAGGCGAAGAUGGUCAGCGGGGUACCAGGGGCACCGGCACAGCAGAGACCCCCACAGUGUCUCCUUCCGCAAUCAAAUCUUCCUGGUAUUUUAGGAUACUUGAAUAAGCGGGUAGCAGAUUCGUCAACUACUGUGACAACGAAACCCGCUUCUGCGGAAGGCAAAGUACCGCCUGAUGAUGAGAGUCAAAGAGGCCGAUUCGGAUGGACAAGUUUCGACGAUUGUCAUAUACCAUAUAUAUUUCGCUCUGGUGAAAAGUAUUGCGCUGUUCGAAUUUUAGAAUCUAAGCUGCUGAACAAGUACCUGAGUUACCUACACUCGGAUAUCUACAGUUGUACGUGUAUAAGAAGUUACUACAUUACGGAAGCGGAGAGCAAGUUGUUCACUGAUAUAAAUGUGAAACACUGCGAGAAUCAAUUCGGAAGAGAACCAUUUACGUGUAAAGACCUAGUGGUUCGACUUUCAGACGCGAAGGAGUUUUAUACAUUUCUGGACGUGUGUUACACAAAAUUAACGGCAGGCACGAAUCCUAACAUGUCGAGUGGGCAUAAAGCCGACAAAUGUGGAUUUAUUCGAAUAAAUAAGGAAUCUGUAGUUCCCUAUACGGUAAAGGACAGUCUUCAAUACGUCCCUCUAUUUUACUUUGAAGGCGAGACUGAGAAUCUUAAAUUGAAAGCAGAGAAACUCGAAGGUUGGGACUUGUCAUACUUAAAAUUUUGUUGCAAAGUACAGGGUAUUCGUAAUGAACUAUUUGCAAGUGAAACAUGCUCGGUGAUUAGUUUGAAUGAUAUUAAAAGUUAUUUCCCCCCUGGCACGGGGUUCGAAGACUAUUGGCCGACUAAAGUGAUGGACUCUCAGUUAUUAGUGAAUAGUAAAGGUGGUGGCAGCGGAGGUGGUUGGACGAAACAACCUCCGACACCGCCAGCGACGAAACCAGUUCCCGUACAAAAUAAUGCGAAUAAGGCAACCGUUAAUACACGUGCUGCCCCUAUGCAUAAUAUUCUACCACGUGGAUCUGCUGCUGCAAAUACAUCUCAAGUACAGCAACGUGUCAGCCAACCCAGACCCGUUGCAACGACCCAUCCUGCACAUUCUUCACCAACAGCACUUUCCUCCGGCAGGUCAAAUAUCGUCACACAACCGAUGCUGAACACGGUGCAAAGUGUUAAUGGUUGGACGGGUCUCGUCGGUGGUCAACCCACCUUCCAAACGACACUUGUUUCUCAACCUAGUUCCAUUAUACGGAUGCCCUCGUCAUCAUUAAAUAUGCACAAUCAAAUAUCUACUCCACCAAAAAGUUAUUCACAACAAUCUAGUAGGAGUAGAGGGGGUGGUGGUAGUACAGCGACUCAAUACCCUGGCGUAUAUCCAGUUACAACCAUGCAGAAUGUUGCUCAGGCUCAACCACCCCCUCUUGUCAGAGCAACAGUUCAUUCCAGUCAACCUAAUCUUGGUUAUCCAACCUAUGGGAAGGAUGACUGGGUUACUUCAACAUAUACUACGCCUACUUUAGGUGUGCCAAAUGCUGUCACAGCAAGUACAUACCCCCAAAUGCUUGGUUUAAGCGAACAAGUACAAGCUCUGAUGCCAUCACCUACAUCGGUAUCUACACUGUUGCAUCCACAAAGGCAUACAGCAUCCAUACAUAACACGUCACAUGCAAAGUAUCCACCACCAUUAAUACCAGUUAAUGGUAGUAAUAAUAGUACCAGGGAUUCAAGAGGCAGAAAGCCAUUGAUCUCAAUAUCAGAAACACAUAUAUCGACCUGUCAAGUUCAACCUUAUCAAAUUCAGAAAGCUCUGGUAGGAGACAAGAUGGUACCUUGUAUUAAUUUCAAGCCAUAUAUAUAUUCUGAAUUAUUGAUGACACUUCCUGACUUUGUCGCUCAGUAUUUUCCUGCCUGUGACAUUAAUUGCUGUCGGCAGGUUCUUACAGACGUCUUACAUGUAGAUCUGUAUCAAGGAAAUAGGCUACAAAUGAAGAUGUUAAUGGAAGCAGGAAAGUGUUCAUCUUUAAAUGAAGAACUGCCAUUAAUACAAGUAAAAAGUAUAAUGAAAUACAUGCCCCAAUUGAGGUAUAUGUUUAAUAGAGAUGGUGAAAUGACAAUGCCUGCUCCUGCACAUUCCUCUGAGGAACACCCUGCCAAAAAGCGACAACGCACCAGCUAGGAUUGGCUACAGCCUUACUGGCCUACUUACGAUUAUUAUCAUUCGGCAUUUUAAAAAAGCCGAUUACUUUGACUCAUAUGUAAUAAAUCUGUAUUAUUACAUGCUCUGAAGAACCGUAAACCGGAUUAAUCUAUA